AUGUCACAAUUUGGGAGCUUGCCUCUAGAAACUGUGGUUGAUAUCCUUUCAAGACUAUCAAUCACAUCGCUUGGGCGAUGUAGGUGCGUGUGCAAAUCAUGGCGCUCCGUGAUUGCCGAUCCUUUCCUCAUCAACAAACAACUCUGUGUCAAUCGACACCGGCAUUCUAUUGAUGGUGAUCCUAACCAUUAUUUCUUCCUUGCCUAUUCAAUUGUAUUUGAGAGGGAUUGCAGGAAUUCAGCGUACGGCCUUGAGUAUUUCGAUUAUUCUUGUCAUUCUUUGCAGUGCUCUGAAACCUUCGAAGAGCGUAAGCGACUCCAAUUCCCGACGGACAUCGGGCACUUCCGCGUCAAGAGUUCUUGUAACGGGGUACUGUGCCUCCUUCGUUCUCAUUACAUAGGUUCUUCUUGUUAUUCCUAUGCUAUAAUCUUAUGGAACCCUUCGAUCAACAAAUUCAAGAUCCUCCCGAAGCCCGGUGGCCAGUUCCAAGCUUCGUCCCAUGACAAUGAUGUGUUUGUCGGGAUAGGAUUUGUCCCUCAAACAAACGACUACAAAGUCGUGCGACUUAUAAAUCUGGCAACAAAUUCGGACGUUUUCUUUUCUCCGCGGAUUGAGAUGUAUUCGUUGAAUACAGAUUCUUGGACGACGUGGACAACGGGUUACGAUGUUCAAUGGAGGUUAUGUGGCCGGGAAACUACCGAUGCAUCCGUCAACGGAGCCGUCCAUUGGACAGCAAGGAAGACUACUUCGUGCGAUAAUGAUGAUGGUGAUGAUGAUGGCUCACCAUUUCUGAUUGUUUCGUUCCAUUUGGCGGAUGAGGUCCUGAGAGAAAUACGUCUGCCCAAAUAUCACUGUGCUCAUCGUGAUCCGUACCGGAAGUAUGGGUUUAUUUCAGUCAUACAUGGAAAACUUGCUUUUACGAUUGAUCGUGGAGACGAAAAUUCCUUAGAUCAAGAAGUUUGGGAAAUAUGGCUAUUGGAAGAUUAUGACAACGAGGAAUCGUGGACGAAGUUUUGUACCAUAACUAUGGUUCCUAGAUGCAGGCACAUAGUACCUUUACAAUUUCUGAACAAUGGUGAAUUUGUCGUCUGCUCAGGGAAGGGCGGAUUGAUCGUAUUUAACCUGGAAACCCAACAAAUUGUUGGUAAGGAACUGCAUGGCUCGGGAUUUGAGGUGGUUAAUUACACACAGAGUCUUGUUUUGGUUAAGGAAGGAGUUGAUGGCUCGAGUACUGAAAUGUCGAGUUUCGCUAAGGAGCUAAAGGAGUUUGAGGACGAGAAAAAAGAGGAGGAGAAGAGGAAAAGCCAUUUUAUUGAUCAAAGCAAUAACGGGAAGUCUAACGAGGCUUCUCGACAAGCCCAGUCCGGAAAAUCUCCGUCUCAGGAUACGGAGGACUCAACUGAUAGGGCAUAUUUGGCUAUAGCAUGA
Molecule: messenger RNA, 1428 nt
Organism: Rhododendron vialii
Lineage: Eukaryota; Viridiplantae; Streptophyta; Magnoliopsida; Ericales; Ericaceae
Product: F-box protein At3g07870-like
Exons: 2
Coding region: 1-1428 (475 amino acids)
Molecular function (GO): protein binding
Source: RefSeq, a predicted model, not a curated record